Messenger RNA from Protobothrops mucrosquamatus (brown spotted pit viper), 915 nucleotides. RefSeq names its product speedy/RINGO cell cycle regulator family member A (gene SPDYA). Gene Ontology annotation, molecular function: protein kinase binding. The record is from RefSeq and is a predicted model, not a curated record. The transcript has 6 exons. Gene Ontology annotation, biological process: positive regulation of cyclin-dependent protein serine/threonine kinase activity. The coding region runs from base 1 to 915 and encodes 304 amino acids. NCBI's taxonomy places the organism in Eukaryota, Metazoa, Chordata, Lepidosauria, Squamata, Viperidae.
AUGAAACAUAACCAGAGUUACUGUCGAACACCUCCCACUAUUACCAUCCAUUUAAAGCCAAAUGAAUCUAAAUCAUAUCAGCAAAAAAAGACACUUGCCCUUAAGCGCCCUAAAUUUAAAGACUGCCGGGAGACCUCUGGGAAAAACAUUAAUCAUAAUAUUAAGCCAAAACAGUCAAAAGGUUCAUGUCUAAUUAUUCAGCGUCAGGAAAUGACAGCUUUCUUUAAACUAUUUGAUGAUGAUUUGAUACAAGAUUUCUUGUGGAUGGACUGUUGCUGUAAAAUUGCAGACAAGUAUCUUUUGGCAAUGACUUUUGUUUAUUUCAAGAGGGCUGGCUAUAGUAUAAACGAACACACCCGGCUUAAUUUCUUUGUUGCUCUAUACCUUGCAAAUACAGUUGAAGAAGACGAUGAAGAAUCAAAAUAUGAGAUUUUCCCAUGGGCUUUAGGAAAAACUUGGAGAAAACUCUUCCCAGAUUUCUUGGCUCUGAGAGAUGAACUGUGGAGUAAAAUGGGUUAUAGAGCUAUAGUAAGCAGACGUUGCUGUGAAGAGGUAAUGGCAAUUGCUUCAACACAUUAUGUAUGGCAGCGAGAACGGUCUCUUUACCAUAGUGGAGCUAUAAGAAACAGUUGCAGAAACAAAGUACAGUUGCCUAGAGGACCCAAUGCCACACCUGUAGACUGUGAACUUUGUGGGAAAAAAACACGAUAUAUAAGGCUGGGAUUAUCAUCUUCCUCCUCCACUGAAACUUUGGAAAUGAUGGAGCACCAAGUCGCUCCUGGAUUGCUUGAUCCAACAGAUAAAAUGCUCCUUGAUCCAUCAUAUCAUUGUCGCUCCCAAGAUGAACUGCCAAGUAAUGGGAAAAAAAGUAAUCGAGAUAAAUCCAUGGACUGGUUUACUGGAAAUGAAGAAUAA